This is a messenger RNA of Scedosporium apiospermum, 1191 nucleotides long. RefSeq lists its product as uncharacterized. The record is from RefSeq and is a predicted model, not a curated record. The transcript is spliced from 5 exons. Lineage: Eukaryota; Fungi; Ascomycota; Sordariomycetes; Microascales; Microascaceae. The coding region runs from base 1 to 1191 and encodes 396 amino acids.
AUGCAGCGUAUUAGGUGUCAGAUAAACCCAACCGACCCAAACGGUCCGUGCUUCACGUGCCAAAAGGUUUCGGCGAAUACUAGAGUGCGGCGGUUGCCAUGUCUCCGUUACAAGAUCACGGAGGUAAGACUGUUCAAGCCCGGCCAAGUGCGUGGUUUUGAAUGGACGAAGCGAUGGAGAGACAAUAUCGUUGAUAACAUCUCCAACUGGGCGUCGGACGAAAUCAGAAUUAUCCACGUAUCCGAGGGCUAUACGCGGCGGCCUGUUGAGCUCCGGGUCCGCAAGUUCAUCCCUCAAGAGGGGGAUAAGCUCGAACGAUCAUGGGUUGUGAAUGGUGUCAAGAGGUCUGUUUCUAUCCCACCUUACGCCAUCGUUGAUCUGGAGGCCGCUCGCAAAGCCUAUUCGGAACACAUCGACCGCGGCAUUGUCGAGUGUCUUGAGGCUAUUGUAAAAUCACGCCGUAGCCUCUUGUGGAAGACGUAUGACCUAGCUUGGCAGAUGGCUCAAGACGAGAAGGUAUCCAAGGACGAAAGAGAACUGCUUCAAUUGACCCUCAGGCUAUGGGUAUCAGUCCGCUUAACGACGAAGUCAACGAUUAUCGUCGGCAAGGAGACACUCGGCAUGCCAUCCAAUAUUAUGGACGAGUCCAGCCCUAUUCAUGGUUGCAUCCCGCUUCCCCCAGUCAUGGGCGCGCAACUUGACCUCAUCCUCAUCCACCAAAUCCAGUCAGCUUUGCGUCGCGACCUUUUGGAUAAACUUCAGAGGAUGAUACAAACGAAUAAGCAGAAAACAUGGCUUACAUCUUAUCUCGUAACAUUCAUCCUCCUCCACAACGUCGCUCUAAUAACCAAUCAUGACGCAAGUUACGCCCGAAAGCAUGGAAUCCAGAAACGGUUCGCAAGGGAAGACAAAGUGAGGGAAUAUCAUCUGGGAGCGAAUAUCCUUCUGGCAUACUUCCACUACUGCAACAAGGGCAUCUACCCUUUCUCGAAUGAAUGCAAAGAUCAAGAUUUGAGAAACCUAGCCGAAUUAGACGACGAUAGACUCAAUUUCGUGAAGGAGACCAGGUCGUACGCAGUUGAGCAAAAGUGCCAGUGGGAAAGACUCCACAGAGAAGGCCUGUUCGAAGACGAUCACUUCUUCGUGAGUCAGCUUUUCGUCGAGAAUUGGGAGCCCCGCACGACGGUGUAA